AUGGAGAAAACUCCCAAUUCUCUGCUGCUCUCUCUUUCGAUGAUGCUCAUCUGCUUUUCGUUGAUCCCCCCCACAUUCGCGGGCCGGGUGAAGCUCGCAAAGGUAGUCUACGACCAAGGGUCUCGGGGUAAGAAGUUUGACUACAACACUCCCUGGAAAGUUGUUAUGAGCAAGAUUGGCGACGGAAAACCGUUCCCCUACGACGCCAAUGGCAUCUACAUGGUUCUCACUGGCAAUAACGUGGAGAUUUCUGGCUUUUGCAAGAAAUUUUGCGGGUGGCACACGAUGAAUCGUCUCGGCGGGUCGAAGCCUGUCGCGUAUGCCCUCGUGGGUCAUCACGGGUUAUGUCCGGAAAAGUGCGGGGCGAAGCCGACUUCGCCUAACGGAAAGCCCUGGCUCGACGCGAUGGUUUCGACAGUCGCUCACGAGAUCGCGGAGGCUGCGACGGAUCCUGAUUCCAGCACCGGCUGGAUCGACGCUAAACGGGAGGAGAACGCCGAUAAGUGCAGCUACAGCUACGGAGUUACGCAAACAGCAAAGAAUGUGAACGGUGAGGAUGCAGAGUACAACCUCCUGGGUCUCAACAAUAUGAAGUUCCUGAUCCAGCAGAACUGGGACGUGGCGGCGGGCUCAUGUGUACUGCAGACAACUGAAUAG
Molecule: messenger RNA, 657 nt
Organism: Closterium sp. Naga37s-1
Lineage: Eukaryota; Viridiplantae; Streptophyta; Zygnematophyceae; Desmidiales; Closteriaceae
Source: the annotation of a GenBank genome assembly